Messenger RNA from Cannabis sativa, 3744 nucleotides. RefSeq lists its product as uncharacterized. Bases 642 to 3194 code for a protein of 850 amino acids. NCBI's taxonomy places the organism in Eukaryota, Viridiplantae, Streptophyta, Magnoliopsida, Rosales, Cannabaceae. The transcript is spliced from 6 exons. The record is from RefSeq and is a predicted model, not a curated record.
UUGUCUUGAUUUUAAUUCGAAUUUUGUAUAACAUUUGACCUUGACUUAUUUAUACUCUGAAGAGGCCUGCGAGUUUGAUUACAACAAAAACAUCAUCAAAGGAUUCAAAAGUUUCUAAGUUACCAGCUCCAAAGAUAAAUCCUCGUGCGUCCAUUAAGACAUCCAAGAUUUCUACACUUGGUGCAAGCGAGUCGAAACGGAAUCAGACAACUUUGCCAGUAGUAAAUAUUCAAAAACCUUCUGUACUCAAGGGCUCCUCAAGCAAUACAAAGAGCAGGAGUGCAUUAAACAGUCCAAAAGUUGGUCCUGCAGGAAAAUCAAUAACUACUAAGACCUCUCUUGGACAAGCUAAAAGAAAUGUGGCUAGCUCAGUAAAGGGUUCUAUAAAUUUACAACAUCCUUUGAAAAUUGAAGUGAACAAUGCUUUAGAUGUGAGCUUCCAUACUUCACUUCCUCCUGCUGUUCUUGUAUCAAAUAGUCAUACUAGAGGACCCAGAACUGCAAACACUCUCCCCAAAAAUACUUACCAUACUGGUCUUAACAAGCAACCUACUCAACUCCCAACAGCACCAAAACCAUCAGGUUUGCGGAAGCCAUCUCCAUCUCUUGGAUUCUUUGUUCAGCAGUCAAAACUAUCCCCUAUGCAGAGUCCACUAAAGAUGACUUCUCCACCAUGCAAUCCCCCUGAGUCUAACAUUUCUAAUUUGAGGAAAUCUGGUUCUUCAGCAAAUCCAGUUUCUGAACUAAGGCCUCCACUUGCUUCUAGAAGUUCACUUGAAAAAGUUAGGGACUGUUCACUUGAAAGAAAUGUUAAGCCCUCAUUCUCAAGCUCUGAAUCCCCGGUUUUAGUUUCCUCUAAUCCCACUUUACAUGGAGUAGUGGAAUCAAACUCACAAGUUACUAAUAGGCAGAUGGAAAACAUAGUGCAAUGCAAUGAUGCUAGUUAUAAAGUUACUAAUCCCACUUUACAUGGAGUAGAAUCAAACUCACAAGAGCUAGAUGGUUUUGUUGGUGUGGAUGAACUGUGUCCUGGACAAGCAGGACCACCUACCACUGCAAUAAAAAUUUCCAUAGAAGAUGCAGAAUUGCAGACGAAUGAAGGCAAUCUCUUACUGAAAGAAACCUCUCAGAUGGGUAAGUGUGAAAUUGAUGCAAAGGUAAUUGACAGUAGCCAAGAAAGUAGUGAACUGGAAAUUUCUCAGCUCAAAACCCGUUCUAGCUCUGCAAUUGAAGUUACUGGUCCCUCUCUUAAAAGUGAUAUUUCUGACCACCAGCUUGUAGAAGAGAGACCCUUUGAUUUAUCACUUAAAGAUCAUAAAGUCAUUUUGCAAGCCAAUCCUGUGUGCAAAGCUAAUGAAACAUUUGGGGAACAAACUGAAACUAUGCAUAGUGGCCCAUUUUUCAGCGACGACCAGAUGCUACAAGAUAAUGCAGCAGAUAAUAGUUCACAUGUUGAGGACUAUGAUGUGGCUGUAACAGAAAAUUCUCAUGCUUAUCCUCAUUUUGGGUCUAUUGAGCUAGAAAAAGAGGAUCAUGAUGUCUCUCCAGAGCUUAAAUCCCAAAAGGGCGAUAUCAACGAACCAUAUGGAAAGCAAACUGAAAUGAUGAAUUCCUUAAACUAUAUAGCUACUCCCAUUGUUAGUGAUAGUCAGAUGCUGCUGGAUAAUGCUGCAGAUAUCACUUCAAAGGUUCAAGGCUAUAAUGCAGCUGGAAUUGAAAAUUUUCCUGCUUUUUCUCACAUUGGAUUUGAAGAGCAGGAAAAAGAGCUCGUUAAACCAGUUGCAGAAGAAGCUGAACCUUAUCCAAUUUCUAGUGAGAUGUCAUGGGACAACCCUGCAAAUAUCAGUUCAAAGGUCCAAGAUUAUAAUAGGGCUGAACUUGAGCAUGGAAAUGAGGACUUUACUGCCAUUGGUGAACUGAGAAAGCAAUUAAAAGUGGAAGAGGGAGAUAUGCAAUCAAGCAACAGAACAGAUAGAUACAACAAUAUCAGUGUAAGCAUUUCUGCAAAUAAUGAUCACAAGAUGGUUUUUGACAAUGUAAUUGAAAAACAAGACGGUCAAAUUCAUCUUACCAGAGAAGACACUUUGCAGGUAGAUGGUUCCUUAUUAGGUGAAAAAACCAUUUUUACUGAAGAGUUAAAGCUGGAAAAUGUUUUUCAAUCUGAUGAAACAGAAGUUACUGAUGUGUGUCAAACUGAGUUGAGAAGUCCUAGAACUUCUUCAAUGCCAAAUUCUAUGCUAGACUGUGAAUCUAAUGCAGCUGCAUCCGUGCAGUGCCACCUUUUGGAGGAUAGAUCAUCAUUAUUAGUGGAAGACAUCAUACCAAUGGUUGCUAACUGUGAUCUGAAUUCCCACGCACAACAUGAGGUUGGGUUCCACGAUCAAUCUACUUCUGUAGAAUUUGGUAAUAUGGAGGAAGGUGAUCGAGCAGGAGCAGUGGAUGCUGAAGAUGUUAAUGCCUCUUGUCAAAAAGUUGGAACCUUUGCUAACAGUGAAGUAGAGAACACCUAUGUUACAUGUGAACCAAGUUUUGCAGUGCAAGUCAAAAGUGAACAUUCGUCAAAAAAUAAAAUCGAGCAUGUUGAUUUAGAAGUUAAAAACAAUUUAUCUGUUGAAAGUUCUCACUGUAGUUUUGAUUCACAGCCUGGAGAUGAGCUUUGUCCUUGUGAUGAUAAUUCUUCUUCCAUGGUUCAAAUGUAUAUGCUGGAAGGUGAAAAUGAUGACAAUGCUAAGGGUGACCAAGUUGAGCAGAUCACACCUUACCAAUGUGAAACCAAAGAAAUAUGUAAUGAUGAAGAAGAGAGUACAAAGGCUCCUACUUUGUCAUUUGACAAUAGCCACUCUCUGGAAGAGCCUCAAAUAUUGGAGAAUGAGUCCAACACCAGAGUCCCACUUCAUACAGACAUGGCUCAAACGUUUAAGGAAUCUGAGGGAGGUAACCUCGUAAUCGAGGAACAAGAUGAUAACUGCGAGCUUCAAAAUCCAGUUAAUCAAAUUGAAGAAGUUUCCUCAGCUAGUGUUCCUCAAGAUGAGGAUGCCACAGAAGAACAUUGCAGCAAAGAAUCUGGCAUUAAUACAAAACAGGAUGUUCUUGUUAUAAAACCUCCAUUUGAAGCUGCCGGAGAGGAAAUUUUAACCAUGAAAAGUGAUGCUGUACAAAAUUCACCAGACGAAAUGGGUGGUCAUGACUCCUGAUUUUUAUCAUGGCAUUUGUUGCAUUUGCUGACAAGGCAAGCAAUUGUUUACGUUGAAAGAAGAUACAAUACUGCUGAUACCAAUAAUGGCGAUGAAGAAAAUGCCGAGCCUUUCAGUGUCAGUGAGAAAUGGACCUUAGAAUUUGGAGUCUGCAUGGAAAGCUUUGUUUCUUGUACUCCAGAGGGUAAGAAGAAUCACACCAGCAAAUUGAGUAAAAAUCGAAAUUUCCAUCCAACCCGAAAGCCUCCAGAGGCUUAAGUAUCUUUCUCAUGUGUGAUGUGAUUUCAUAUGAAGGUUGAUUAUUUCCAAUGUAUGAGAAGUUUUUGCAAUGGACCUUAGAAUUUGGAGGGUGAAGUUUUUCAUAGAUGUUUUUGGCUAGGAAGUGUUGUCUUUGAUGUUUGUUAGUUUAAUGCUUCAUGAGUUGUUAUGUGCAUUGCAAGUUCAGCUUGAAUCAAAGCAAAAGCAAAAGGGAGUCAUGUUAUUGUAAUUGUUUGUCAAUCUCAUCGUUUGUAUAAUUUUUUGACUAUAGAAUUCUUACAAUAUUUUACCA